This is a messenger RNA of Phascolarctos cinereus (koala), 675 nucleotides long. It is a transcript of the gene CENPM, whose product is annotated as centromere protein M. The record is from RefSeq and is a predicted model, not a curated record. Lineage: Eukaryota; Metazoa; Chordata; Mammalia; Diprotodontia; Phascolarctidae.
GCCAAAGCGCUGUUUAAAAGCGGGGUGCACAUGCGCACUCGCACCUCUAUCCUACUGAUAGGCUCGGAUUGGCGUGAAGAUGGCGCUGCUGCGACCCCUGGACAAGCUGCCGACCCUGGAUGUAGCCACCAUCCUGCUGUUAGGUGCUGAGGAGACGCUUCUGGAGCAGCUGGGCGUGGCCAUCAUCAAGGCAUGUGAGGGCAGUGCCAAGGUCCAAGUGCACGUGGCCUCCUGUCUCCCUCUGCCCACCGACAGGGAAUGCUUCCGGCCCCGCAUUGACCUCAUCGUCUUCGUACUCAGCCUCCGCAGCAAGUACAGUCUGAGGACCGUGGAGGCAUCCCUGCCUCAUGUGGACGCUAGCUUCUUCCUGGGGAAGGUGUGCUUCCUGGUCACUGGAGUCAGACAAGAGCCAAACGCCAGCAUCCACAUGGACACUGUCAGGAAAAUGGCCACCACCUACCACAGCCCUCUCCUAUUCGGUGACCUCGAGGUGGAAUGCUUCCGGGCCUCUGUGGCCCAGCGCCUCAUUCAAAUUCUGCAGAUCUGUGCGGGUCAUGUGCCUGGCCUGUCGGCCCUGAACCUGCUGUCCUUGAUGAAGCCGUCCCUGGAGCUGACCACGCAGGAGACGUGACCCAAGCUCUCCCCCAGGGACACGUCCAGACUGACCUCUGUGGG